UCUCUCUAUAUGAAUGCUUUCAAAUCUUCUUUGCGUCGGCAGUAAACAACAUCUUCCUCCACCUCCUGUCCUCCUGCAUCAUCCUCACUCCUCUCUCUGUCUCUGUUUGUCCCCAUUUUAUCAUCUUCUUCAUCCCCCCCACCCUCUCCUCCCUCUCCUGUCUUCAUCUUGCUCUUUUUUUUCCCGCCCUCCGGAGAGGAGGAUAUCCCACAGGUUGCCGCACUUACCGCCUGUCGUGUUGAAUGCUAAUGCAGCCGGCUGAUGCAGAGUGACUGAGGAGUAGAGAUGUUUUUUUUUGUUUGUUUAUUUUGUUUGAAAGGAUGAGGUCGGAGGUGGCGAGUAGUGAUGAGAAAGACGGAGAGAAAGCAGAAGAGCGUAGGACCUCCAGGCUUUUUUUUUUCUCCCCCUCCUCUUCUUCUUCUUCUUUUCAGGGGAGGGAGGGGAUGGAGUGACUGAGGGGAGGGAUGGAGGGAUGUGACGUGAGCAAGCGGGAGUAUGGAAACUGAUCAUUGCAGGCAGAGCAGUGUUGGUGCUCUCCCCCUCCUCCUCCUUUCUCCCCUCUCUCUCUCUCUCUCUCUCUCUCUCUCUCUCUCUCUCUCUCCCCCUCUCUCUCUCUCUCACCACUCCACAUCCCCAGCGAUGCUGCUCUGACCAGACACCGCCGGAGAAAAACAAACACCAUCCACAUACUCAUACACUGACAUGCAGCACUGAGGGCUGCUGCUGCUGCUGCUCCUUCGUCUUCUCUCUUUCAUCCACUCACGUUACAUCUAAUUACAACCCCCCCCUCCUCCUCCUCUUCUCCUCUUCUCCUCCUCUUUGCCUUGCAGUUGACAGGAGCACCCAGAGGGAGGAUACAGCAGGAAUGUGACUGUGAGGAGCUUCAUCUGAAAACAUCUGCCUGGAGGACUCUCCAUCUCCAUCUCCAUCUCCAUCCACUCUCUUUGGUUGGUUGAGCUCUGCAGCAGCGUGGGACGCCCGGCUGUGUGUGUCGCUGCCCGGGGAAUGCUUCGUGGACAGAGAGACCAGGUCUGAACACGAUGAGCAGCCAGGACAAAUGGGUCACGCUGACCCCGGCUGAAUUCGCCCUGCUACAAGAAUACACUCAGUACUCCACCAAGAAGCUGAAGGAUGUGCUGCAGGAGUUCCAUGGAGAUGGUGUGCUGGCUAAAUACAAUCCAGAGGAGAAGCAGGAGAUCCUCAGCCAGGAGAUCGACUUUGAGGGCUUCAAGGUCUUCAUGCAGACGUUCCUGGAGAGCGAACUCCCCGAAGAGUUCUGUCAACACCUCUUCAUGUCGUUUAGCAACAAGGGACCCAAACCCAGUCCCUCAUCCUCUGACAAACCCAGAGUCUCUGGGCUGAAGCUGAUCAAAGCCAACUCGACCCCUCUGAAGACGCCCGCGCUGCCCCGGCCUCUGGACACGGUGCAGCUGAAGGACAUCGUGUGUUACCUCUCGCUGCUGGAGGGCGGGCGUCCCGAGGACAAGCUGGAAUUUAUGUUUCGCCUCUAUGACACAGACGGAAACGGGUCUUUGGACAGCUCGGAGCUGGAGCACAUUAUCUCCCAGAUGAUGCACGUAGCCGAGUACCUGGAAUGGGACGUGACCGAACUGAAGCCGAUCCUUCAGGACAUGAUGCAGGAGAUCGACUACGAUCACGAUGGCACGGUGUCACUGGAGGAGUGGAUCCAGGGAGGCAUGACCACCAUCCCGCUGCUGGUCCUGCUGGGCCUGGAGACGAACGUCAAAGAUGACGGGCAGCACGUGUGGAGGCUGAAGCACUUCAACAAGCCGGCCUACUGUAACCUGUGUCUCAACAUGCUAAUUGGACUGGGGAAGCAGGGACUCUGCUGCUCAUUCUGCAAGUACACCGUCCACGAGCGCUGCGUGGCUCGCGCUCCGCCAUCUUGCAUCAAAACCUAUGUCAAGUCCAAGAAAAACACAGAGGUAAUGCAUCAUUUCUGGGUGGAAGGGAACUGCCCCACCAAGUGUGACAAGUGUCACAAAACCGUUAAGUGUUACCAGGGCCUGACUGGGCUCCACUGUGUGUGGUGUCAAAUCACGCUCCAUAACAAGUGUGCCUCCCAUGUGAAACCCGAGUGUGACUGCGGACCCCUGAAGGAUCACAUCCUGCCCCCCAACUCAAUCUGCCCCAUCAUCCUGGAAAGGCAGUCCACGCUGAGGAAAGACUCUCGGUGCAGCCAGUCGAGCCGAGGGAAGAUGCAGAGAGCGAACUCGGUCACGGUGGACGGCCAGGGACUGCAGAUCACAACAAUAGAGGGCACUCAUCCUCUGCUAGUGUUUGUCAAUCCGAAGAGCGGGGGGAAGCAGGGAGAGAGGAUUUACAGAAAGUUCCAGUACCUCCUCAACCCGAGACAAGUGUACAACCUGGCCAAGAAUGGACCCAUGCCGGGGCUGAACUUCUUCAGAGACGUUCCUGAUUUCAGAGUGUUGGCCUGCGGCGGGGACGGCACCGUCGGCUGGAUCCUGGACUUCAUAGAUAAGGCCAACCUGGACAGGAACCCCCCCGUGUGCAUACUUCCUCUUGGCACGGGCAACGACCUGGCAAGAUGUCUCCGCUGGGGAGGAGGCUACGAGGGCGAGAGCCUGCUGAAGAUAAUGCGGGACAUCGAGAACAGUUCGGAAGUGAUGCUGGAUCGCUGGAAGAUUGACGUCACGCCCACAGACAAGGACGAGCGAGGGGACCCGGUGCCGUACAGCAUCGUGAACAACUACUUCUCCAUCGGAGUGGACGCCUCCAUCGCACAUCGCUUCCACGUUAUGAGGGAGAAGCAUCCUGAGAAGUUUAACAGCAGAACAAAGAAUAAGCUGUGGUACUUUGAGUUCGGCACUUCGGAGACCUUUUCGGCCACAUGUAAGAAGCUCCACGACUUUCUGGAGGUUGAGUGUGAUGGCGUUACUCUGGACCUCAGCAGCAUCUCCUUGGAAGGCAUCGCCAUCCUCAACAUUCCCAGCAUGCACGGCGGCUCCAACCUUUGGGGCGAGAGCAAGAAGAGGAGGGGUAACCGCAAGGGUGGAAAGAAGGGCCAGGACAAGAGGACACCGGUGCUCGACCCCAAAGAGCUCAUGUUUGCAGUUCAAGACUUGUCUGACCAGCUGCUGGAGGUGGUGGGGCUGGAAGGAGCCAUGGAGAUGGGGCAGAUCUACACCGGACUGAAGAGCGCCGGACGACGCCUGGCACAGUGCUCCUCCGUAACCAUCAGAACCAGUAAAUCUCUUCCGAUGCAGAUUGAUGGGGAACCUUGGAUGCAGACUCCCUGCACUAUUGAGAUCGUCCACAAGAACCAGGCUCCGAUGUUGAUGGGACCGCCACAAGGCCGAAGUUUCUUCUCUUCCAUCGUCAGAAGAACGCGCACCGAGAGCAAAGACUGAUCUUCGAUGGCUCAGGAUCUUUCGAGUCCUCACGAGUACACCUGCAGAGCAGCGGUCACAAGUUGAUCAUCACUUCAGCCCGUUAGUGAAGGGGGGUCUUUGACACCUGUUUGAUAGCCCAGCGGUACAGUAGCAAACUGUAGGUUCAGUAUGUAUCGCCUGCAGCAUGGAGACGUCACUGAGGAGUCCUCAAUUAAUCCGAAAUGAGGUGCGCUUAGAUCUGACGCUUUGGUCUACGGUGUGUCGUGUAGUUUAGCUCCAAAAAUACUGAAGCUAUUUGGGGAAGUCCAAUUUUAUAAAAGUCUGUUUUUAAUUUUUGCUGUUGUGAUCUGUGCCAUGUGGGAAAAAACCCCACAGAUGAAUGUGUUUUGUGAUAUGAUGUAUUUAUUUAUUUAUUUAUAUUUUGCUGCUAUUAAUGUUUUUUAACAGUUUUUUGCAUUUGCAUACCCCCGAUGCAUGAUGGACAGUGAACGAGACAUAUCUGUUGGAGUUUGCAGCUGAUCUUUCCCAAGUGUUUCGUAAGAAGUGAAGUUUCUUGGCUCAGCAUUUUCUUCAAAGAUUUUCUCAUGAAUGGCUUCAAGUAGUGUAAAAUCAGAGAAUCACUUUUGCUUUCUUUUAAUGGUUCCUGCAAGUCAUCCUUGUCAUGUUUUUUGAUCUGCUGUGUUGCUGCUCCGUCAGUGAAAAGAUUAGGAAUGAUUAUUGAUCGUCAUAAAAAAUGCAUGACACUCUUUGUUUCACGUCGCACGAGAGAUUUCCAGACAGUUUUACCAAUUGUGUGCACACUUUCUGUCGCAUGAGUGACCGGGAUCAGUUUUGAUACUUGUGGAAAUUGAUCAUUUUUUGCUUUUUUAAAAAUUUACAUCUACAGUGCCGCUCAGUUUUAAUCAUAUCAUAUUUUAUCUAUAAAAUGGCUGCAUUUUUAUGAGAUCCUAUGCUUUUCUGAACAGGUGCUCAGGUACUUUUAAAGUGGACAAACAGUAAAAAAGACAACAGAAAAGACUGUAGUGUUCAAUCAGGCCGUGUGUUGACUGUACAGUUGGAUACGUACAAAAAGCAGUUUGACCUCCUCUGGUCAUUGAUUUGCUCUGACAUUACUGUUGAGUGUUUACAGUCUGCUGCGCAUACAAGCGUACAUUAACCAAUUAAAGUCUAAAUACAAAAUGACUAUUGACAUAUAUUGUACAAGCUUGAUUUAAAGAAUCAAUACUGAAAAUCAAUCCCAUCCGAUGAUGACAGUUUUCAGAGGCAUUUUACAUGCGCACGUGCUGCCUAUAAAAUAAUUCAUAGUCAACCUUUGAAAGUUUUUCUUUCAUUUUAAAUUGUUUAUUUCAUACAGUACCAGUCAAAAGUUUGGACACACCUUCAAUUCAAUGUUUCUUCUUAAUGUUUAUUACUUCCUACAUUGUUGAAGAUAUCAAAACUAUGAAAUAACACAUAUGGAAUUAUGUGGUAAACAAAACUUUGAUGACAGCUUUGCACAUUCUUGGUAUUCAGCUUCAUGAGGUCGUCACUUGGAAUGGUUUUCCAACCGUCUUGAAGAAGU
Molecule: messenger RNA, 4935 nt
Organism: Larimichthys crocea (large yellow croaker)
Lineage: Eukaryota; Metazoa; Chordata; Actinopteri; Sciaenidae
Gene: dgkb
Product: diacylglycerol kinase, beta
Exons: 25
Coding region: 1041-3392 (783 amino acids)
Biological process (GO): phospholipase C-activating G protein-coupled receptor signaling pathway
Cellular component (GO): plasma membrane
Molecular function (GO): calcium ion binding; ATP-dependent diacylglycerol kinase activity
Source: RefSeq, a predicted model, not a curated record